This is a messenger RNA of Lycium ferocissimum, 1149 nucleotides long. Its product is annotated as EPIDERMAL PATTERNING FACTOR-like protein 2. Gene Ontology annotation, biological process: stomatal complex development; guard cell differentiation. Lineage: Eukaryota; Viridiplantae; Streptophyta; Magnoliopsida; Solanales; Solanaceae. The record is from RefSeq and is a predicted model, not a curated record. The transcript is spliced from 3 exons. The coding region runs from base 598 to 1002 and encodes 134 amino acids.
AAACCAAACAAACAGUAACAAUAGAGGGGUCAUAUUUACAAAAGAACGGGGGACAAAGUGAGUGAGAAAAUGAAAGACCAUAAGCUACACCACUGAAUUCACUUGUCCCUUUGUGCCAAAUAGCUCUUCUUAUCACCUGGCCCCUCUUUUAAGUUUGUGAUUGCUCAAAUCCAUUUUUGUUCUAUUAACUGUAUUAUUGUUUCUCCUCCAUUUUGUACAAUCUCUUCAUUCUUUUUACCUCUAUUUUCUCUGCCAACACUUCUUGGGAUUUCUGAACGCUCAUAAUCCGAGGUUUUGGUCAUUCUCUUUUCAGGGAUUUUCCUCUAGUUAUUUUCUUUCUUCAUCUUUUGCAUCAUUCCCUUUUUUUAAUUACUUCCAUCAGUGUACUACUACCACUACUACUAGUAGAAUAGACUUUGGUGAAAAGAAUGUGUUUUGGUGAAAAGAAUGUGUUUUUCACUUUUCUUUUGAGCAUGAUGGUUAUGGGGUUGAGUUUUCAUUCACUUCUUGAUCAACUUUACUCAAUUAUUCUCACUUCUUGGUGUUAAGUGUUCCAAAAUUCCUCUGUUUUUUGCACUCUUUGAAGGAAAGAAUCCAAUGGGAUGCUAUCAGCAUUUCAUCUUUUGCCAUAGGAAUCUACAGACUAUCAUCUUUUUGCUACUUCUAUUCAUUUCAGGCUUGACACAUGUAAAAUUAACAGCUGAAGGUAGGAGAAUUCUCAAGCUGCAAACUGGAACAAUUACUCAGAGGAACAAUGAAGAGAAGAUGUUCAAGAUGAGAUCUUUAAUAGGAUCAAGGCCACCAAGAUGUGAAGGAAGAUGCAGAAAUUGUGGUCCAUGUGAAGCAGUUCAAGUCCCAAUUGUGCCAAACCUUGAAUCAAGAAGCCAUCAUUUGAAUGCAAUUCCAAAAUUCUUCUUAGCAUAUUCAAGAGGUGAUGACAUAUCCAAUUAUAAGCCUAUGUGUUGGAAGUGUAAAUGUGGAAACUUUUUCUUCAAUCCUUGACAAAGGAAGGAAGAAAAAAGAUCUUUUUUUGUAUGGAGAAAAUAAGUUUCUUCAACUGUCCAUAUACAUAAACAUCAGGUUUAUUAGCUGGCUUUUGUAGGUUUGGAGAACCAAGAAUGGUGAUAAUGCAUAUUUUGUAUAUCUUAA